Castor canadensis (American beaver) is the source of this 5235-nucleotide messenger RNA. The record is from RefSeq and is a predicted model, not a curated record. NCBI's taxonomy places the organism in Eukaryota, Metazoa, Chordata, Mammalia, Rodentia, Castoridae.
AACCUGCCCCGACCCUUCCUAAGUAGUAUCUCAAGUCUGUGUGAAGGUCAUGGAUCCUGAACAAAGCAUCAAGGGUACCAAGAAGACAGAGGGAAGUCCCCGGAAGCGACUGACCAAGGGAGAGGCCAUUCAGACCAGUGUUUCCUCUAGUACCCCAUAUGCAGGUGGUGGGACAGCUGCCACCCAGGAGAGCGCCCCCCAGGAGCUCCUAGCCCCGCAGCCCUUCCCAGGCCCCUCAUCAGUCCUUAGGGAAGGCUCUCAGGAGAAAACAGGCCAGCAGCCGAAGCCCCCCCGUAGGCCCUCCGUUGAGGCCUCUGUCCACAUCUCACAGCUUCCGCAGCACCCUCUGACACCAGCAUUCAUGUCGCCUGGAAAACCAGAGCAUCUCCUGGAGGGGUCCACGUGGCAGCUGGUUGACCCUAUGAGACCCGGACCCUCAAGCUCCUUUGUAGCCCCUGGGCUCCAUCCACAGAGCCAGCUCCUCCCUUCCCAUACCUCCAUCCUUCCCCAUGAGGACCUGCCUGGCAUCCCCAAGGUCUUUGUGCCCCGUUCCUCACAGGUCUCCCUGAAGCCUGCAGAAGAGGCACACAAGAAAGAGAGGAAACCGCAGAAGCCAGGCAAGUACAUCUGCCAAUACUGCAGCCGGCCCUGCGCCAAGCCUAGUGUGCUACAGAAGCACAUCCGCUCGCACACAGGAGAGAGACCCUACCCCUGUGGCCCCUGUGGCUUCUCCUUCAAGACCAAGAGUAACCUCUAUAAGCACAGGAAGUCCCAUGCCCACCGCAUCAAAGCAGGCCUGGCCUCAGGUGCAGGUGGUGAGCUAUUCCCUCCAGGACUGGAGAUGGAAAGGAUUCCUGGGGAGGAGUUUGAGGAGCCCACUGAGGGAGAAAGCACAGACUCUGAAGAAGAAACUGGCACCACAUCUGGCCCCUCCACAGAGGUCCCCAGACCUAAGCACCCACUCCUGUCCAGUGGUUUGUACAGCUCCGGGAGCCACAGCUCCAGCCACGAACGCUGCUCCCUGUCCCAGUCCAGCACAGCAACCUCGCUCGAGGACCCCACCCCAUUUGCAGAACCUUCAUCCGAGCAUCCCAUGAGCCACAAACCUGAAGACACCCACACAAUUAAGCAGAAGCUGGCCCUUCGCCUGAGUGAGAGGAAGAAGGUGAUUGACGAGCAGGCAUUUCUGAGCCCGAGCAGCAAAGGCAGCACUGAGUCUGGGUACUUCUCACGCUCUGAGAGUGCUGAGCAGCAGGUCAGCCCCCCAAACACCAAUGCUAAGUCCUACGCAGAGAUCAUUUUCGGCAAGUGUGGGCGGAUUGGGCAACGGACCACCAUGUUAACAGCCACCUCCACCCAACCCCUGCUGCCCCUGUCUGCUGAAGACAAGCCCAGCCUGGUGCCUUUGUCGGUACCCCGUACACAGGUGAUUGAGCACAUCACGAAGCUCAUCACCAUCAACGAGGCUGUGGUGGACACCAGUGAGAUUGAUAGCGUGAAGCCAAGGAGGAGCUCACUCACCAGGCGCAGCAGCAUGGAGUCUCCCAAGUCUAGCCUCUAUCGGGAGUCCCUGUCAUCCCACAGCGAGAAGACGAAGCCGGAACAAUCACUGCUGAGCUUCCAGCACCCCCCUAGCACCACCCCCCCUGUGCCUCUCCUGAGAAGCCACUCAAUGCCUUCUGCCACCUGCACUAUCAGCACCCCCCACCACACCUUCCGUGGUAGCUAUUCCUUCGACGACCACAUCACCGACUCCGAGGCCCCGAGCCGCAGCAGUCCCGUGUUUACCUCUCAUCCCCGGAUGCUGAAGCGCCAGCCGGCCAUCGAACUACCUUUGGGAGGUGAAUAUAGUUCCGAGGAGCCUGGACCAAGCAGCAAAGAUGCAGCCUCCAAGCCCUCAGAUGAACCAGAACCCAAGGAAAGUGAAUUGACCAAAAAGACCAAGAAGGGGUUGAAAAUGAAAGGGGUGAUCUAUGAAUGUACCAUCUGUGGUGCUCGGUACAAGAAGAAGGAUAACUACGAAGCCCAUAAAAAGUACUACUGCUCGGAGCUCCAGAUUACAAAGCCCCUCUCUGCAGGUGCUCAUGCAUCUCCUGAAGCUGAAAAGAGUCAGGCAGAGCGUGAGCCAUGGUCCCAGAUGAUGCAUUAUAAACUGGGGGCCACCUUGGAACUCACUCCGCUGAGGAAGAGGAGGAAAGAGAAGAGUCUUGGGGAUGAGGAAGAGCCGUCGGCCUUUGAGUUGACAAAAGGUCAGUUUGGCAGCCCUGGGCCAUCUGACACUACUAGGAACCUUCCCCUGGAGUCCACCAAGUCACCAGCAGAACCAUGUAAAUCAGUGCCCUCCUUGGAGGGACCCACGAGCUUCCAGCUAAGGACUCCCAAGCCAGGGUCUGGGUCAGAUCCAGGGAAAGAGAGGAGAACAAUGUCCAAAGAAAUUUCUGUCAUCCAGCACACCAGCUCCUUUGAGAAAUCUGACCCUCUCGAGCAGCCCAGUGGCCUAGAAGGGGAAGACAAGCCUCUGACCCAGUUCUCAUCCCCACCGCCUGCCCCGCAAGGACGCUCAGCUCACUCCUUGCAGUCUAGGUUGGUCCGCCAGCCUAACAUUCAGGUUCCCGAGAUCCUGGUGACUGAGGAGGCAGACCGGCCAGACACAGAGCCUGAGCCACCUCCAAAGGAGCCGGAGAAGACAGAGGAGUUCCAGUGGCCUCAGCGCAGCCAGACACUUGCCCAACUCCCAGCUGAGAAGCUGCCACCCAAGAAGAAGAGACUGCGUCUGGCAGAGAUGGCCCAGUCAUCAGGGGAGUCCAGUUUUGAGUCAUCCUUGCCUCUGUCUCGGAGCCCGAGCCAGGAAAGCAGUGUUUCUCUGAGCAGCUCCAGCCGCUCAGCCUCAUUCGACAGAGAUGACCAUGGGAAAGCCGAGGCCCCUGGGGCCUCAUUGGACAUACGCUCCAAACCCUUGGGCACCCACAUGCUGACUGUCCCCAGCCACCACCCGCAGGCCCGAGAGAUGCGGAGGUCAGCUUCAGAGCAGAGUCCUAAUGUGUCCCAUUCUGUACACAUGACUGAGACACGCAGCAAAUCAUUUGACUGUGGUAGCUUGUCCUUGUCAGGCACCUCUGCAGGAGCCCCAGCCACUCCAUCGAUCCCACCAGCCCCACCAGCCCCUCCAGAGAGAAGAAAAUGCUUUUUGGUGAGACAGGCCUCUCUGAGCAGACCUCCAGAAACCGAGCCAGAGGCUACCCCCAAGGGAAGGCAGGACAGCGAGGAACCACAGCCCUCUUCUGGAAAACCUUCGGCCAAAAGCUUGGUGUCCCAGAUCUCCUUGGCAGCCACCUCACAUAGUGGGCACCCGGGAGGCAAGACCCAGGUGCAGGACAGGCCCCCACUGGGGUCCACCCCACCCUACACAGAAGCCCUGCAGGUGUUCCAUGCCCCUGUCACUCAACUGCCUCUGCAAGAGAAGCCAUACCUGCCCCCACCUGUCUCCCUCUUCUCCUUCCAGCACCUCUUGCAGCAUGAACCAGGACAGUCUUCAGAAUUCUUCUCCACACAGGCCAUGGCCAGCCUUCUCUCCUCCCCUUAUUCCAUGCCUCCACUCUCUCCCUCCUUAUUCCAAGCCCCGCCACUUCCUCUUCAACCUACUGUUCUGCACCCAGGCCAGCUCCAUCUCCCCCAGCUCCUGCCUCACCCUCCCAACAUCCCCUUCCGGCAGCCUCCCUCAUUUCUCCCCAUGCCAUGCCCUGCCUCUUCAGCACUUUCUUCUGGGUUUUUCCUGCCUCUGCAAUCCCAGUUUGCGCUGCAGCUCCCUGGCGAUGUGGAAAGUCAUCUGCCCCCAGUCAAAACCAGCCUGGCUCCGCUUGCAGCAGGACCUUCUGGCCCCUCCAUCAGCACAGAGUACAGCAGUGACAUCCGACUGCCUUCUGUGGCUACCCCAGCCAGCUCCUCAGCAUCCACAUCAGCCCCGCUGCUGGCCUUGCCUGCCUGUCCAGACACCAUGGUGUCCCUGGUUGUGCCCGUCCGCAUUCAGACCAACAUGCCGUCCUAUGGGAGUGCGAUGUACACCACCCUUUCUCAAAUCUUGGUCACCCAGUCCCAAGGCAGCUCAACAAGUGUGGCUCUUCCCAAGUGUGAGGAGCCCCCAUCUAAAGCUAUGUAUGAGGCUGAACCUGGACCAUCUGGCCUAAGUGAAGAGCAGGGCAAAGGUUUCCAGACUCCAUACCUGAGAGUGCCUGUGACAUUACCUGAAAGGAAAGACACCUCCCUGUCACCAGGUGUCCUGAGCCUGGAGGGGUGCUCAUCCACAGCUGGAGGAAGCAAGCGUGUCCUUUCCCCAGCAGGCAGCCUUGAACUUACCAUGGAAACCCAGCAACAAAAAAGGGUGAAGGAAGAGGAGGUUUCCAAGGUUGAUGAGAAACUGGAGCUGGUGAAACCAUGCAGUGUGGUGCUGACCAAUACCGAGGACGGAAAGAGGACAGAGAAAUCCCACUUGGGCCAGGGCCGGGGCAGGAGGGAGUCAGAAACCCUGUCCAGCCUGUCCCCAGAUCCAUCUGACCCAAAGGAAAUUCCUCCCCUCCCUCAUCCCACAUUACUACAUGGGUCAACCCCUGGAUCAGAAGCUUUGAAGGAGUAUGUCCAACCACCUGGCAAAUCUUACCGAAGAGGGCUGUCCCCACUAAGCAUGAAGAAAGAAGAUUCAAAGGAACAACUCGAUCUCCCUCCCCUGGCACCUCCCAGCUCUCUGCCUCUGUCAGAAACAUCCCGCAGACCAGCCAAGUCACAAGAAGGUACGGACUCAAAGAAGGUACUGCAGUUCCCCAGCCUCCACACGACCACUAAUGUCAGUUGGUGCUAUUUAAACUACAUUAAGCCAAAUCACAUCCAGCAUGCAGAUAGGAGGUCCUCUGUUUACGCUGGUUGGUGCAUAAGUUUGUACAACCCCAACCUUCCGGGGAUUUCCACUAAAGCUGCUUUGUCCCUCCUGAGGUCUAAGCAGAAGGUGAGCAAAGAGACAUACACCAUGGCCACAGCUCCGCAUCCUGAAGCAGGAAGGCUGGUGCCAUCCAGCUCCCGCAAGCCCCGCAUGACAGAGGUGCACCUCCCAUCGCUGGUUUCCCCGGAAGGCCCGAAAGACAUAGCUAGAGUGGAGAAGGAAGAGGAGAAGCGAGGGAAGCCAGAGGAGGAUGCGCCUGCCUCCAAGAGAGGGGAGCCGACGAGGGUCAAAAUCUUCGAAGGAGG